Molecule: messenger RNA, 1230 nt
Organism: Prorocentrum cordatum
Lineage: Eukaryota; Dinophyceae; Prorocentrales; Prorocentraceae
Source: the annotation of a GenBank genome assembly
AUGCUCGAGAGCAAGUAUUGCGCCGUGCUCCGGGGCAGCUCCCACACCAACAAUGUGCGCCUCUACGACGUGAUCGCCCACGGCUGCGUCCCGGUGGUCAUCUCGGACGACUUUCAGCCCCCCCUCGGCGGGCAGUUGCCCUGGGCGGACAUGGCAGUCUUCCUGCCGCCCUCCGAGCUGCCCCGCCUGGCCGAGAUCCUGCUCGCGAUCCCAGAGGAGCGGCGGUGGCAGCUGUUCGACGCCCUUGUGGGCGGCCCCCACUCGGCCGCGAGGGCGCUCGACUGGCGCAGCGGCACCUUCUGGGCGCACGUGCUGGGCGACGCCGCCCGCGGCAUGCUGGCGGGCCAGGCGGGCCACGCCUGGAGGGCCGCAGCCGAGGGGCACCGCGCGGCGGCCCUGCGGCGGCACGGCGCCCGGCGGCUCGACGGCCCGUGCGCUGGCGUGGAGGACGUGCUGCCGGCCAUCGCCGCGGUCGCCCGGAGCGCUCGGCCGCCAGUCCAGGGCGCGGUGGUCGUCGACGCGGACGCGGGCACCGGCGAACUGGCCGAGGGCGUGCUGGUCGGGCUCGGGCAGCUGCACCGGCGCCGGUUGCGCGCGGCCUCUCUGGACGCCGGGGAGCUUGAGGAGGCGGCCGCUGCGGAGUGCGAGCGGCCCGCGGAGGUGGCCACCGUCGUCUCCCUGGAGAGCUCCGCGUCAAGCUUCAGGCGGCUGUCUCUUCUGGCGGAGCGGCAGCAGUGGCGGCUGGGCGGCUGGGCGGGGGUGCUGGGCGCCCUCGCGCAGGAGGACGGCGAGGCGGAGGGGGGCCAGCUGGUGACGCUGCCGACUCUGCAGCGGCAGCUCUUCGAGGGCCAGGACGUGCUGCUGCUCAAGUUUGGCCCGCGCGGCCCGCAGAACGGCGCGCUGGCCGGGGCCCGGGAGGCCCUGCUGGCACAGAAGGUGGGCUUCGUGUGUUUCGGCUACUCGCAGGACGCGUGGGGCCCCCGGCUGCAGCUGCAGGAGAUCGUGCGGUACCUUUUCAGCUUGUCCUACGCGUGCCUGCUGGUAGCGGGUGCCGAGUUGUUCCCGAUGUCCGGGGCGCUCUGGGACGACGCCUACGCGCAGGCCUCGCGGGCCGCGGUCGUCUGCGCCGCGCUGGGCGACGACCGGCUGCUGCAGCUCGCGUCAGCUUUCGGCGGCAGCGCCGCGGCCGCGGCGGGGCUGGUGCUGGCGCUGCGCGAGCUGUACAGCUGA